Molecule: messenger RNA, 579 nt
Organism: Fusarium sp. VM40
Lineage: Eukaryota; Fungi; Ascomycota; Sordariomycetes; Hypocreales; Nectriaceae
Source: the annotation of a GenBank genome assembly
AUGUCACUCCCAAGCUCUAAGCCAAAGCUGCCUGUCGCAGUCGAGAAGCCUACACCCUACACCUUCGACCUUGGCCAUCUCCUCGCUGAGGACCCCAACCCCGUGGCCCUCGACCGCAACAACCUCGAGCAAUCUCUCGCCGAGCUCGCCCGCGAUGGCGCUCAGUCGCUCAUCAACCAAUUCCUCUCCACCUGCCCUCUCAGCUCCACCGCCGAGGGCGUUCUGCUCAGCCUUCCCGCCCCGAGCACCCGCCUCCCCCGCGAGAAGCCCGUUCCUCAGGCCAAGCCUCCUACCAAGUGGGAGCGCUUCGCCGCCAAGAAGGGUAUCAAGCCAAAGUCUCGCGAUUCUCGCCGCAACCUUGCCUUCGACGAGCAGUCGGGCGAGUGGCAGCGCAAGUGGGGUUACAAGGCUCUGAACAAGAAGGGCGAGGACUAUCCCAUCGUCGAGGUCGACAUAGAGGCCGAGAAGACAAGAAAGGAGGGUACCUCCAUCCGGGGCGAUGGCCGACGAGAGCGCAAGGAGAGAGUCAAGCGCAACGAGCGUUUGAUGCGCAAGAACAAAGGUGUCCCGAAGGCAUAA